AUGGCUUCUCCUACUUCAAACUUCAGAGCUGCUCUUUUUGGAAUCAUUACGCUCGUGGCGAUCGUUGGAAAUACACUUGUAGCUUAUGUGUUGAUUAAGCGCCGUAAAAUUCUUCUCAAAAACCGUGCGACGUAUCAAUUUAUUCUCAACUUAACUAUUUCGGAUCUCGUCAUUGUGGUGUUUUUUUGCCCGUUUGAAUUUACGCAAGAACUAUGGGGCUUAUGGAAAUUUGGUACCAUUAUGUGCAAGGUUGUUGAGUACCUUCAAAUUUCCGCCUCCGGCACGGCAGUUAUUACUCAUGCAUUGAUUGCGAUAGAACGAUACCGGUCGUUGGCACAUCCUCAUCUCCCAAGACUCAAAGAAAAGCUUGUUAGACAAAUGAUAGCCCUGUCCUGGAUUAUCCCGGCUAUCGUGUCUACUCCAUUUCUUUACAUGUUUCAAGUAAAGACAAGUGUCGGUCAUCAGAAAGCCUUCCAAGGAACGUGCACGCCGUUUGCCAUUCCAGUGCCGUGGCUAGACAAAUGUUAUGAAGCAUGUGAGUUUCUUGUGAUAUUUUUCUCUCCUUGCUGUGUCAUAUGCUGGUGUUACUACCAUGUAAUCACUUUGACAAUUAUUAGUCCAGGUGAAGUGCAGAUACCGACGGCCGGACGAGCUCUUCAACAGAGCAAAAAGCGUGUCACAAAAACGGCGUGCUUAAUAGUGGUCGCUUUUCUAAUAUGCUGGUCGCCAACAUUUGUUUUGAGCAUUUGGCGAAUUGCUUCUGGGACGGAAAGUAUUUAUCAAGGACAUUUACUCUAUGAGAUUGCCUUGUUUGGAGGACUUAUCAAUGAGGCCACAAACCCUGUAAUAUACACCACAUUUGACAGGAACAUGACCGUUGGUCAGAGUAUCGGCUGUUGCCGGCAACGCAUUUGUCAUAGCUGUCUGAACGAAGGAACCCCAUCCAACCAUCAAAGCACAGAACAGAAUCGUCUUAGCUGUAGAACGUCUAUUAGGCAACUGGAUUUUGUAAACUGA
Messenger RNA from Porites evermanni, 1017 nucleotides. The record is from the annotation of a GenBank genome assembly. NCBI's taxonomy places the organism in Eukaryota, Metazoa, Cnidaria, Anthozoa, Scleractinia, Poritidae.